AUGCAUUUCAAUCUAGGCACCGCUCUUCUGGGCGCUUUUGCACUUUUAACCUCUAGUGGACUUGCAGCCGAUUCAGCGGUUUGGGUUGACCCAGAAACUGGUUUCACCUUCUCCCAAUAUGCCGCCGCCUUCGAGAUUGGAAAGACGGUCACCUUUCGAAUCGCCAUUCCAAGCACGGCAACUGCCUCGGCGCCCUACGAUGCUGUGCUUCAGAUAGCCGCACCCAUUGCAGUAGGCUGGACUGGCAUUGCCUGGGGCGGCACCAUGGUCACCAACCCUCUCACGGUCGGGUGGGCCAACGGCAACAGCGCCGUGGCUACAGCGCGGUGGGCUACUGGCCACACGGCGCCAAGCGUCUACAGCGGCGCGACGCUCCAGGUGUUGAAGACGGGCACGCACACCAAUUCGACACACUGGCAGGUCACAUUCAAGUGCACCGGGUGCACCACGUUUGCCGGAUCCAGCGGCAACAAGACGCUGACGCCCACGGGGUCCAACCGCCUCGCUUUCGCCUACUCCAAGAGCAAGCCCACCACUCCGUCGUCGGGUUCCUCCAGCUUUCCUGUGCACGAUGUGACCAACUACUGGAACCACGACUUCUCCUCGGCGGCGAAUGCCAACUUUGCUGCUCUUGUCACAAAGAACAGUUAA
Molecule: messenger RNA, 651 nt
Organism: Pestalotiopsis fici W106-1
Lineage: Eukaryota; Fungi; Ascomycota; Sordariomycetes; Amphisphaeriales; Sporocadaceae
Exons: 3
Coding region: 1-651 (216 amino acids)
Source: RefSeq, a predicted model, not a curated record